GCCCUACUCACAGGAGCACACCGCGCGCCGAUCUCUUCUCCCCCUCCUCUCCUCUCCUCUCCUCUCCCUCUCUGCUGCACUGGCCGGCACUGCUAGUACAUAUGUGAUGCGAAGCUGCCUUCUCCAUCCCACAGCAAAUUCCACAGACGGAAUCACGAGCAGCCAUGUCCGGCGUGUGGGUGUUCAAGGACGGCCUUGUCCGCCGCGUGGAACACCCAGGCCAGGAGGACGAAGGGUCGUUGUCGGGCGGCGGCGGGCGGCGCAAGGUGCUGGUGCACGUCCCCAGCGGCGAGGUGGUGACGUCGUACGAGGUGCUGGAGCGGCGGCUGCGGGAGCUCGGGUGGGAGCGCUACGUGAACGACCCGUGCCUGCUCCUCUUCCACCAGCGCUCCACCGUGCACCUCAUCUCCGUGCCCCGGGACUUCGCCAGGUUCAGGCUCGUGCACAUGUACGACAUCGUCGUCAAGACCCGCAACGUCUUCGAGGUGCGCGACGCUGCCUAAUAAUUAGCUCUCUCCACUCCAGGCCGGCUGGUCGGGCUGUGGCAGCGCACAGAUAAGCUCAUCAUCGCCGGCUUUUAUUAUCUAUAUACAUAUAUAUACGAUGUGUGUAGCUCUAACCUCCCGAUCUGGUGAAAUAAUGGGGUAUAUGUCCGUACACGCGGUAUAUAUAUAUAUAUAUAUAUAUAUAUGCUAUAUAUAUAUAUAUGCUUUGAAUUCUUUGCAGAUAUACAGGCGAAUAGAAUACAGAACGAAAGAGGAUCGACGCAGUUGAGUAUAUAUAUAUAUAUAGGCAUGUUUACUGGCACACGGCCGGGCUAUUAGACAGGCAAACUAUUGGUUUGUAUAUUUUUCUAUUUUACGGCUUGCCAAAUUGAAGUUCGAUCUGUGUAUUGUAAGAAUUGAAUGAAAAGUAUAGUAUUGACCUGAUUUUUCUUUCUUACAAAUUCAUGAUCUGCGAUAGAUUGUGCUAGUAACUGAUGAGAAGCAAGAGCUAGAGUUAACUUUGUGGGAACUCAAGGCGAAGAGUGAGGUAAGUGAACCAGGUUAGAUAUCCCCUGCUUCUCUUUUUAGAAAUAUAUGGUUUGAUCUCACAAACUUCAAGUACUCAUUUAUAUGGUAUAGCUGUAUAAGUAUGUGCUUGGAUGAAAUAGUUUUCAAGCAUUCACCAAAAGAAACUUUUUUAUGUUUUUGUAAUAAGGUAGUAUAUGUGAUUUUUCCUACUUUACAGUUUCAAUUUCUCCGAAAGACAAAUUUUCCAUUUCACAAAGCACCCUUGCGAUUACAUAUACGCAGCAUAACCUUUUACAUCUUCUGAGGCUUAGUCAUUUGAGUCUCUAUGUUGUUGUGCUGUGUUCUCUGUGCAAGAACUUUGAUCAUGCUAUCAAAUCAGUUAUGGCAUGUUUGGUAAA
Molecule: messenger RNA, 1411 nt
Organism: Setaria italica (foxtail millet)
Lineage: Eukaryota; Viridiplantae; Streptophyta; Magnoliopsida; Poales; Poaceae
Product: flowering-promoting factor 1-like protein 3
Exons: 1
Coding region: 165-503 (112 amino acids)
Biological process (GO): regulation of flower development
Source: RefSeq, a predicted model, not a curated record